Messenger RNA from Aspergillus mulundensis, 1125 nucleotides. RefSeq lists its product as uncharacterized. The record is from RefSeq and is a predicted model, not a curated record. NCBI's taxonomy places the organism in Eukaryota, Fungi, Ascomycota, Eurotiomycetes, Eurotiales, Aspergillaceae. The transcript has 2 exons. Bases 1 to 1125 code for a protein of 374 amino acids.
AUGUCAAGUGAUGAAGGGCAGACGUCAACAGACGAGUAUGGAUCCGACACCCCUGGAUCUUCUGAUGAACUCAUGGUUAAUGAUGAUGGCUACGAGCCAUUGUCGAAGACGGUGUCCCCCUUUGAACUGGAGCCCUUUCAACUCCCGUCUAUCAGCUACGCGAAGAUUGCGCGCGAUAACCCGGAGAGAUGGAACGAAGAAGAUAGGUUGGUUGAGGCUUUGAUGGCAUACGGUGCGUGCCGGAUUCGGGAUCAUGGAAUCUCCCAGGAGAAAUUGGAUCGGUGCUUUGAAAUGUCUCGAGCAUAUCAUAACCACCUGGUCGAAGACAACGAGUCAGGCAAAGGGAAGCUCAUGCCCACAAAGAUUCAGGGCCCCCUCGACAGCAAACUGGAGCAAGAACACGGCGCUCUGAAUCCGGCCUUAUACACAGACAGGCUCUUGUGCGUACAAGAGCUACAGCGUGCGUUGGGCAGUCUGUAUACCGAUUGUGGCUUGAUGGCCUGGAACAUCCUCGACAGUCUCUCAGGAGCCAUGGAGCUGCCGGUGCACUUGCCUUCGCUCAACAACGGCUCGGCCUGCUUCGAGCCUUCCUUCUACACCCCUGGCACAACCAACCCGGACGUGUGCUUCGGGCCAUGCAUCGAUCCCUCGCUCAUCACCCUGCGGUUUCAAGACCCGCAUGCCGGAAUCAAGAUCGCUGAUCUGAGGGAUCUGUCUGCGGACGGAAACCUGUCUGUCAAGAGAGUUGUUGGAUCAGCGACCUUUUACCCUGUUGCCGCGGAGCCGGGAGAGUGUCUCUUGUUUGCUGGCCAUAUUUUCAGAAAGCUUGUUCCGGCCAUCAAGCACGCUGUCUAUUGUAUUGAGCGCUCGGAGAACGGGGUUCAUUUGAAUUUCUGGCAUGUGCCGGGCGAAGACGUCAAGCUUCGUCCGGUUGGUGCUCGUCGGGGGGAGGGGGAGGUUAAAGACGAGGGGGAGGAUGAGGGGGGUGAUGAGGGGGAUGAUGAGGGGGAUGACGAGGGAGAGGAGGGAGAUAACGAGGAGGAUGAGGGAGAUGAGGUGGAAGAUGUUAGGGCGUACUUGAAGAGAGUGUCUCCAAACGAUUUGAAGGAUGGCCGGGGCGCAUGA